AUGGAUCCCGGAUCGCCUUCUUUAUUAUGGCCGUUGCGCCUGAGCAAACCAGCGGUGACUGUACCGGUGCCUGUCAACGAAGAGAACAACAAAGCCGAGGACAGGGCGCAGUCUCCAUCUUUAGCUGACCGCCUGUCUGCAGCUCCUUCGCCAUCCAGCCCAGCUCCCCCGAGUCCCUCGCCGCCUCAACACCAGUUCCAAGCGGCCCUGGUAGCCGAGAAGUACCUCCUGCUAGAACAAGUGGAAGGUUCUUCAUUAUGCCGGUGUGUGGACGUGCGCACGCACGAGGAAUACGUUUGCAAAGUAGUAUCAAGAGAUUGCAGUAGCCUCUUACAAGCGCACUACCGUCUGGAUGGACAUCCUCACGUGAAUCCCAUCCACGAGGUGUUGGUUGGUGAUAAAAGGGUGUACCUCAUCUUCCCUCGCUCGCACUCAGAUCUCCACUCGUAUGUCAGAGCGAGAAAACGUCUCCGGGAACACGAAGCAAGGAAACUGUUCAGACAAAUGGCUGAAACUGUAGCAGCUUGCCACGAGCAAGGCAUUGUGUUACGAGACCUCAAGCUGAGGAAAUUCGUCUUCGCUGAUCCCCAAAGGACGACUUUAAAACUCGAGUCGCUGGAAGAUGCUGUAGUUUUAGACGACCCCAAAGAAGAUCUGCUCCAAGACAAGCGAGGCUGUCCUGCGUACGUGUCACCAGAGAUUUUAAGAGCUCAUCGGACCUACUCUGGACGAGCCGCAGAUAUGUGGUCCCUUGGAGUUAUCCUGUACACCAUGCUUGUUGGAAGAUAUCCCUUCAACGACUCGGAGCACGCGUCGCUGUUCGCUAAGAUAUCACGCGGAUACUUCGUGGUGCCGGAGUGUUUGUCGUCUCGUGGUAAAUGCCUCAUCCGUUCUCUGUUACGUCGCGAGGCGUGUGAGCGUCUGAGCGCGGCGGAUGUGUUGAGGCACCCUUGGCUGGCCCGGGACCCUCGCAACGAGCUGCCCCCGAGAGCCGCCGCCAGCCACGACCGGCUCGUGCCAGACAUACAAAUGGACAUCUAG
Danaus chrysippus (African queen) is the source of this 1041-nucleotide messenger RNA. The record is from the annotation of a GenBank genome assembly. NCBI's taxonomy places the organism in Eukaryota, Metazoa, Arthropoda, Insecta, Lepidoptera, Nymphalidae.